CGCCAAUUGACGCCGCCAGUGAAGUGAACGCAUAUAUUUUUGCAGGCAUUUUCAUGAAAGUACGGAAACACUAUACAACUGAAUAAGGACUCUGAAACGACCUAUUUGUGUGGUUUUCUCCUCUUACCGGAUAUUAAAGUGCAAGGUAAGGCAUAUUAAAGUUUAUCAUAGAGGUAAGUUGUCUGAAAACGGUAUCUUAUGUUUUGAUACACUUGAUAGCCUAUGAAUACAUGUUUAAAUGCUGUUAUUUUAACUGUAAAGUUGUUUUCUUGAGAAGGCUUCUAUAAAGCCCACAGGCAAAUCCCUGGUCUUGUUGUUCAGGUUAAACCUGAUGUAUUCGCUUGCUCAGGCUAUUUACAAUCUGUCAUAGCCGCCAACAACAAUAACAUAACAGAUUUUUUUUUUACAUUAAUUCAUCUACUCUGCCGUAAUGCUGCCAGAGUGCUUAUGUAGGCAAUGUGUCUUUCUUUACUUUUCACAUCUGGUUUAGCUGUAUAUCUGGGUGACAGGUGCAUGCUCUUAACUCUUUCCUCAUUCUGUUUAAUAAACACAACUUUGUCGUUUUCAGUCAAAGUGUUCAUUUUCGAAACUAUUGGCCUUAAACUAAUUAGUAGGCCUACACAAAUAUCUAAGUGUAUAAUAUUUACAGUAUGUGUUGUAGGACAAAAUCCCUGACUCUGUUUAUGCAUCUUUUUAUGGUUAAUCUAACAGACUGCAAAUACAGACGCAACUUUUUUCCUUUAGAGAUGAACUGUUUAUCUGUUCACUGUGUCCCUGCUUUUUCUAGCACCUGUCACUCCUCAGUAUGACUGAGCCUGCUGAGCUGAUGAUCAUCAAGGACCAGUAUGAGUUGGCGUUUCACUCUCUGAGCCGGGGGCUGGCUGCUGAAGAGGCCGGGAAAAAAGCUGAGGCCCUGGAGUCUUACCGGAAAGGCAGACAGCACCUCACCCAAGGCUUGGGAGUUCCCACUGGGGGGAAGAGGCAUCAGGGAGCAUUCUGGGAUACAGCCAGGCAGCUUCAGCAGAAGAUGAGGGACACUCUGAGGACUGUUACCACCCACCUCUCUGACAUGGAGACCUCUCAGCAGACCACAGGAGCACAGAGAGGCGGCCUAUUGAUGGAUCUACCUCUCAGUCUUUAUCCUGACCUGGCACAGAGCAGCCAGCCCCCCCACAGCUCCCUCCACCGUCUGUACCCCACCGUACCUACCACUAUAGAGAGCACAACCCCAAACCUCCCUCCUAGGCCUCUUACCCCUGCUGUUUUGCACACGUUCCCUGCAGGAACCAUGGCUAACCCAGGGGACCAGCCUCCAGCAUACAGCCCCCAGCCAACUGUCGGCCACCGCAGCCUGUUUUAUAGUUCUGCUGGAGGCGGCUUCGGGCUCGGAAUGCAGACCGGGGCAUCAGCAGGAAAAGAUGGAAACGAGAUGCUUUACAUCCCCUCUGGGGUGCAGAUGUUUUUCGUGGCAGCGAAUGGGCAAGUGAGCGCCCUGUCUUACCCAGGCUUCCUUCGCAUCCUCACAUUUGAAAAUCAGCACACAAAUUCCAAUGGUGGAAGACCCUCAGCUUUCCUACAUGUGUGUGACUGUCUGUACCCGCUGACAACAGACACUCCAGUGCUGUUGGCUAAUUCUGGGAUCUUCAUGUUCCCUGACGUCUUGUCAGCGACUCCAGGGUCCUACGUGGGCAUAGUGUUGUCCUCUGAGCUGCCUGCUGCCCACAGAGAGACGUUUAAGGACCUCAUCUCACAACUUGCUGAACUCAGGGUCCAGGGUCCGGAGGGGGAAGGUUCAGAGGUCAUCAACCUGAGUGAGAAAGUCCCCCUUGGUCCCACCAAAGAGCUUGAAGGGCUCACAGUGCCAUCAGGGGAGAAGGACAGACCACCACUUCCUGGAUGGAGUGAGAAGAUGGCACAAGGAAUCUUGACAGGAGCUACACGGUUGAGUUUAGGGUUAGUAAAAGGAGCCGAGGCCACUGGAAGGGCCGUUCAUAGAGGAGCAGCCAAGAUCCGGGACCACAUCACGCCCGAGGAAACUGCUUCAGAGGUCAGCCCCCAUGUCACCAAAAGUCUGCAGGUGGCUAAACAGGCCACCGGGGGGGCUGUGAAAGUCAGCCAAUUCUUAGUUAAUGGAGUGAGUACAGUGGCAGGACACAUGGCAGACAAGAUGGCUCCCCAUUUGAAGAAACAGGGCGCUAAGCUGGUCCCAGAGUCUCUGAAGAAGAAUAAAGAUGGCGGCCCUUCCAACUGGGAGGGAGCCAAGUUAGUGGCAGCCAGCAGUGUACAAGGUUUCUCUACUGUUUGGUCUAGUAUGGAGACCGGAGCGAAGCUGGUUGGCAAAAGUGUUUCAGCCGAGACUGUCACAACUGUGACGUACAAGUAUGGUAAUGAUGCAGGAGCAGCUACAGACACUGCUCUCAAAUCAGCGAUUAAUGUUGGUGUCACUGCAUACAACUUUGACAAUCUGGGCAUAAAAGCCUUCUUGAAGACUGCUGGGAAGCAGACAGCCAAAGCCAUAGUCAAAGGCCCGGGAGGACAAGCUGAAGGGAAGGAGGCGCAGAAACGAGAACAUCAAGCAGAGUCAGAUGGGAAGGAAAAGCAGAAGAAAGAGGAAGAGAAGAAAAAAUAGACAUGACACAGGACAUUUGUUGCAUGUUGAUAAAUAGCACAAAUAUCGAAGUUAGCCCAAGUGAAAGUGCAAUUUUACUUAAGAAGCUGUUAAAAAGCCUAAGUAUUUUAAUAGGAGCUGUCAGGGGCCGGAGGAGAUUCGGUCUGCAAACAGUUUUUGUAGGUCAAAACUUACUUUAAAAUGGCUUUUUUGUGAUUUAUUUAUGUUUAAUGACAUUCUGUUUGUUCUCUCUGUCUCUAAAAAAAUGUAUGGCUUUUAUUUAAUCUCCUUCUCUUUGUGUUUUAAAUGUUUUCUGUUCAAAUCGUAAAGCACUUUGUUACUGCGUUUGCCUGCAUUGGUUUGGGUUACGUGAAAUAUUUUGUGGUAGUAGCCUAUGUUAGGUUUUUUAUUAUGUAGUAGGCCUACUUACUAUCACAUGUUGUGUACUUUAGGCCUAAACAUUAAGCAUCUUUAGUCGACAAACAACAAUUGUAUAUUGACCAUCUGUACUUUAUAUAGGCCUAUUUAUGAUUUGAGUGAACCUGGUUAUGAUAAUGAAAACCAGAAAACAAAUGUAAUACAUUACCUUUUUUAACUUAACAUUUAUCCAUGAUUACCAGAGUUGUAUUUUUUUAUUUUUCGAAAAGUGAUGUUAUAGAGGACAAAAACAAACAACAGAAAUAUCAGAGCUCUUUUUCGUCAUUUGCAUGUUGUUUUUUCAAUUAUAAAAAUAUAUAAUAGC
Gymnodraco acuticeps is the source of this 3350-nucleotide messenger RNA. It is a transcript of the gene sparta, whose product is annotated as spartin a. The coding region runs from base 806 to 2629 and encodes 607 amino acids. The transcript has 7 exons. The record is from RefSeq and is a predicted model, not a curated record. Gene Ontology annotation, cellular component: plasma membrane. Lineage: Eukaryota; Metazoa; Chordata; Actinopteri; Perciformes; Bathydraconidae. Gene Ontology annotation, biological process: cell division; negative regulation of BMP signaling pathway.